This is a messenger RNA of Aspergillus pseudotamarii, 1833 nucleotides long. RefSeq lists its product as uncharacterized. The coding region runs from base 1 to 1833 and encodes 610 amino acids. The transcript is spliced from 7 exons. NCBI's taxonomy places the organism in Eukaryota, Fungi, Ascomycota, Eurotiomycetes, Eurotiales, Aspergillaceae. Gene Ontology annotation, biological process: regulation of DNA-templated transcription; DNA-templated transcription. Gene Ontology annotation, molecular function: DNA-binding transcription factor activity, RNA polymerase II-specific; zinc ion binding; DNA binding. The record is from RefSeq and is a predicted model, not a curated record.
AUGGCAAGUCCAGGCGAGAGCCCGAAGGGAAAUCUAUCAUCAUCCAAUCCCUCUACGCCGGUUAUGCGCCGUGCCCGAGUCGCUUGUAAGGCUUGUAACGCCAGGCGAGUGAAAUGUGACGCGGCUGAUGGGCAGCCCUGCUGGCAUUGUCGCACUCGGCAGACGCCUUGCGAGUUGAUUGAAUCAAAACGAGGCAAGUAUCGGCACGCCCGAGCUCGAGAUGUACGUGGCUCCGGACGGUCACAGGAACCCAGGGAUCCAUCUGCCGGUGGGUUGACCCAGAUGGCCCCGGCAGUAGUGGCCCCUGAUGCUACCCACAGAACUAUUCAGUCGGGCCAGACUGAUAGCAUCCACAGACCAACCACACUAGGAGGAAAUGAUCGGGACAGUGGUAUUGAGAUACCUCGCGCGGGAAUAGCCGACAUUAAUGCUGUAGAGCGCCCAAAGCACAGUCAAGAACAGUCACAUCCUCGUAUACAGCAGUUGGGAGAGGCCGUGGGUUUAUCAUACGUCGUCGAGGUUGUCUAUAGCCCCGAAGGUGGUUCAACAGAGCCUUUGAAAGUGCAUUACCCGAUCCCGGCUUCUAUUGCAGACCGACCAGAUGCAAACCAUGCACCACGUGUCGAAGAGCCAGUCUCCUUACAGGAGGCUUUCAGGAUGCCAUCCUGUGACGUAGCUGACCAGCUGGUUCAAGCCUUUUUCCAUAAGCUCCACCCGGCUUAUCCAGUGCUUGAUCGGCAAAAGUUCACACACCAGUACCGCCAGGGCCAAGCCUCUCCACUUGUUCUGCAGACUAUCUUCUUCCUGGGAUUUACGGUUGGAAGUGACGAACUAGUACAUGCAGCUGGUUAUAGUGACCGUGCUACUGCAAGGAAAACACACUACCUGCGUGCAAAGGCAUUGUAUGAUGCUGACUACGAGAAUGAUCGAAUGAAUCUUGUGGCUGUCCUUUUGCUUUUUGGAUUUUGCGCGUCGCAGUCCGCAAUGAGUCAACCCAUGAGGUCCUUGAGGAAGCGAAUUUGGUGGGCCAUAUAUACGCGUGACCGACAUACUUCUGCGGCAUUCGGCCGACCUUGUCGCAUACGGGACGAGGACUGUGAUGUUGAGGCCCUCGAUGAGGAUGAUUUCAAAUUUGACAAUGACUAUGACCAGACCCUCAUCCCCGUCCAGACAGACUUUCAUAUCUCUUACGCCCUUGAGAUGAUAAGAUUAACUACAAUACAGGAUCUUCUUGGUGCCGGGAUGAUCAAAGCAGGGCUAAUCCAUCUCGUCCCAGCCCUGUUCUCUGCACUCUCGGUCCACACCAUCGUCAUCUGCCGGAAAGACCCCAUACGUCGACAAUUAGCCGAGAACAAAUCACGACAAUGCCUAUUGGCAUUGAGCGAGCUGGCCGGUAGCUGGCCAGUCAAGAUCUGGAUUGCUAAAGCGUUUUUAAACUUGUUGCGAAGGCUGACAGUGCAAGGCUCUGCCUCGAUAAUCAAUGUGUCGUCCAGCAUUGCGAACAACCGUAGCAACAUACCACUAUCAGGCCGUUCGAACUCAUCCGGGCUACAUCGUGCCCAUAGUCCUAAACAAACCGUAUUGGAGAGUUCCGACCGAAAUGAAACGACGAGCCGGACCGGGUACAUUAAUGGACCACAGCUUCGAGACCUUCAUCCAUCCGGAGGUUUCCCACAAGCAGCUGAUCAUUUUGUAUAUAAUUCUUUCUGGGCGAGCUAUCUUGAUAAUACUUUUGACGUCGACCUACUUCUGCAUAACGGGUUAGGGCCAACGUUAGCUGAGCCCUUCGAUGGUUUGGAUGCGGCUGAGGGUGCGAAUCCUCUACAUUUCUAG